UUUUAGCAGCCGACAAUGAAGUGGAAGAGCUGGAACUGAGGGAAAUCCCAAAUUCUGAAGACGAAAUGGGAAGCCAAGAAGGACUUAUAUGUAGGAAUGGCAAUACCAGUGUUAGCAGUGAGGUGCAACAGACUGAAAAUGACUCUGUGCAGUUUGAUGACAUCUUGAAGCGUAUUGGUGAAUUUGGGCCCUGGCAAAGAGCCAUUUAUAUCCUUUCAUGUGUUUUUGUCCUCAUCCCCAGUGGACUUCACACAGCUGGGGUGCCAUUUAUUACUGGGACACCAAAGUUUCAAUGUGCGACACCAGACGUGGAGUGUGAAGUAAACAAAUGUUGCAAAAACUGUACAAAUUAUGCAUUUAUAGGACCUUAUGCCUAUAACAGCACAGUUACUGAGUACAACCUUAUUUGCAAUAGAGCUUUCAUUGGUGCCAAUGUACAGGCAGCAUUUGGUGCAGGAAUGUUGCUUGGAUCUUUCAUCUUUGGAGCAGUCUCUGAUAAUUUUGGAAGACGUUCUUGUAUGCUGCUGUGUUCUGUGCUAAUGACGCUCUUCAGCCUGGGUGCAAGCUUUGCUAAAUCCUUAGUCCUCUUCGCUGUCCUUCGAUUUUGUACAGCAGCCUGUCUGACGGGUUUUUUCGUGGCUCAUUAUGUGUACGUCCUGGAGCUUGUGGGACCAACCUACCGCACUAUGGCUUCAAAGUGUUGUGGUUUCUUUUGGGCCGCUGGUUCUGGCGCUAUUGCUCUCAUGGGUUAUUACAUUAGAGACUGGCGUACACUGCUCCUCGUUUCCAGCUGUCCUCCAGCUCUUUUCCUGCUUUUGUGGUUAAUAAUCCCAGAGUCUGGUAGAUGGCUCCUUGUCCGAGGUCGUGUAGAUGAAGCUGGCCAAAUUGUGAGGAAGUUUGCAAAGAAAAAUUCUAUAAUGUCAGAUUACUUAAACAGAGCACUGGCAAAAUGCAGCCGGGGGGAAAUUCUCGCGCGCACAAGAAAAAUACGACAUUCACCCCUCGACCUGUUCCGGACACCACGCAUGCGUAAGAGAACUCUGAUUCUCUGGUUUUGCUGGUUGGUAGUGAACUUAAUCUAUUAUGGUUUCCUGUUCUACGUAUCAGACUUGCCUGGAAGUCCUUAUCUUAACAUGAUUAUAAUAUAUGUUGUCAUUGAUACACCUGGAAUAUUCCUGUGUUGGGUAACAGUACAGAAAUUUGGCCGUCGUGUGCCUUUUUGUGUCUUCAUGAUCAUCGGUGGAGUUGCGUGUCUUCUUGUUCUUAUUGUUCCUAAAGACGAAGAACGAUUCAUCAGAAUUCUCGCUUUUAUUGGACGCGGCUUUGUUACGAUGUCAUUUUCAAUCUUAUAUCUGUAUAGCAGUGAACUGUACCCUACUUCCAUUAGGAACCUUGCUGUUGGGACUUGUUCAACUAUUGCUCGCCUUGGUUUUAUUUUGGCCUCCUAUAUUGUUAUGCUGUCGCAGUUACCCGGACUCAGUGUUAUUUUUCCGAUGGUUGUCUUUGGAGUAUUAGCUUUAACCGCUGGCCUAGUGAUACUUUGGCUUCCAGAGACUCUCAACUCAAACAUGUGUCAGACGUUGGACGAAACAAAUCGACAAAAUGAAUAUUAUGGGUUUAUAUGGAUGGAGAGACGUGUUAAUAUUCCAUUUUCAUUUUCAAGACUCAGGUCUUCAGGCGCUGCACAUGUGCGUGUUGUUUCCAACGAGGGGGUUCAAGUUGGGGAGGACAGUGACGGUGAUGAUGGUGAUACCGUGGACAAUGCUCCAUUGAUUACUUGACAGAAGAUAGUCAAUGUUUGAUUUGAAUCAUAUUUAAUUUUAAAGAAGGAACAUGAUGACAAAGGUAAAACAAUUGUACAGUGUUUUGUAAUUCAAGGUAACCUUUUCCAGGCCUUCAGCGGUUGUCGGCAUGCAAGUGCGGAGGCUGGGGAGAGACAGGCUCUCUUACUUUGUGCGCAUGCCGUUGUUAACAAUCCAGAGCUUGGAAUGGGUUACUAUGGUCAUUGGUUAUCGUGUUUAGUUAAGUGCGAUCUAUAAUGGUAAUUUAAUUGGGUGGGGUGGAAUUUGGUCUGUAAUCAUAGAGUUAUAUAAAAUUAGACGAGCACGCAGCGCAAGUUUGAUUUGAAAUCACAACAAUGAUUUCAGACCAAAAUUGCACUACAGUAAGUUCAUUUUACACUUUAUUGUAUACAUUCUGAAAUUGCAAAAUUCAUUCGCUCAAAUAUGGAUUUUUUAGUGCGUAGAAAUGAUUUAUUGAUUCAGUACUGAAAUGGUUAGUAAAAAGUUGCAAAAGUUUUCUUUCAUUUUCCUCGAAUAUAACUGGUCUCUUUAAAUAAGCCUUGAAAUCUGAUAGGUUGUUGUAAAAAGACGCGAUGUAGAGUAAAAUAUGGUGCAAUUCUUGAAUAAAAGCACCAACGAGAGCCAGUCAUAUUGCUAAGAUCAUCAUCAGUGAUUUCAAAAUGGAUGUAAUAGAUGUAUCAAUCGCACUGCUUGAAUUCAACAAAUUGCAUAGAUCAUCAGACUUGAAAUUAUGUAAUGGAGCUAAAAACAUCCUUUUUUGAGCCUUUAUUUUGUUGUUAUAAGGUUUAUAUGAGGUUAUUUAUUAUACACUUUCUAUAGUUCGCACAACGCAUCAAGCCAAAGAUAUAGUUAGAUACAGUAUAAAGUAGUUGGCACAAUUACACAACUAAUUGUUUUGAUAUUGUGUUUUGCUAAAAUUCUUCAAAUUUUUUCUUACUUGUAAUUUUGAAUCUCUCAAUUUUAUAUCUCUUUUUAUUUGUAAUUAUAUUUUAAGUAUAUCUUGUUUUUCAAAUUAAGCGUUUAAAUUGUUUUAAAAUUAAUAAUUUUGACUAUACCUUGAAAUUAUACUCCCCCAUCGUUAGCUCAACUACUGUUAAUGUGGAAGAUAUUUCACUUUUAUCUUGGAUGUUGUAGGGUAUAAAUUUUAUUAGGGAUCAAUUUUAUUUGUUUUCAACAGAAAUGUCUUUUGUAUAAUUAAGACGACGAGACAUUUCCAGAAGAGCAGAAUACUUAAUUCCCUAUUGUGUAAAAGAAUCAAAAAUAAAAAUCCUGUGUGGGCUUUAAAGAGCACCUCUGUCUGUCGAAACAAAAUAAUUUAGAACAAACUCGACUGCAAGUACUUGGGUAUGGACGUAAGCCUCCUAAAAGUCAUCAACGAAUGUCUAUCGCUUAAAUGUUCAUGAGUUUAUUUCACAUCCGUUAAGAGGACUUCCCGAACCUUUCAUA
This is a messenger RNA of Pocillopora verrucosa, 3248 nucleotides long. Its product is annotated as organic cation transporter protein. Gene Ontology annotation, cellular component: membrane. Gene Ontology annotation, biological process: transmembrane transport. The record is from RefSeq and is a predicted model, not a curated record. Gene Ontology annotation, molecular function: transmembrane transporter activity. NCBI's taxonomy places the organism in Eukaryota, Metazoa, Cnidaria, Anthozoa, Scleractinia, Pocilloporidae.